Molecule: messenger RNA, 1716 nt
Organism: Salvelinus sp. IW2-2015
Lineage: Eukaryota; Metazoa; Chordata; Actinopteri; Salmoniformes; Salmonidae
Source: RefSeq, a predicted model, not a curated record
UUGACGUCACCAAAAUGCGACAGACGUAAAAUAACACGAGGAGGAUUUUCUGGGAUUUCAGAGGAUAAUUUUGAACACGUUGGCUCACAAAACCAAGUAUAAUAUAUACUUUUCAAUCUGGACUUUUGGAGAACUGCAAAAUGUCUGAUUUUUCAUCUCUCGGUCUGUCAGAUUGGCUGAUUCAACAAUGUAAACAAAUGGGGAUCAGUAAACCAACUCAAGUCCAGGAAAACUGUAUGCCACCGAUUCUGGAAGAUAUGAUUUUGCCCCUCUGUUGUCUAGGUCGGGAUUGUAUGGGUUGUGCCAAGACUGGCAGUGGAAAGACAGCUGCCUUUGUGCUACCAGUGCUACAGAAAUUAUCUGAGGACCCAUAUGGAAUCUUCUGUUUAGUUCUCACACCUACCAGGGAAUUGGCUUACCAGAUUGCCGAACAGUUUAGAGUCCUGGGAAAACCAAUGGGCUUGCGGGACUGCAUCAUUGUUGGUGGAAUGGAUAUGAUCACACAGGCCUUGGAGCUCUCUAAGAAGCCCCACGUCGUUGUAGCCACUCCAGGAAGACUGGCAGACCACAUUCGGAGCUCCGACACAUUCAGCAUCAAGAAGAUCCAGUUUCUGAUCCUUGAUGAGGCCGACCGCCUGCUUGAGCAAGGCUGCACAGACUUCACCAAAGACUUGGAGGUGAUCCUGGCCGCGGUGCCUGUCAAACGCCAGACGCUGCUGUUCAGUGCCACCCUCACAGACACACUACAGGAACUCAAGGGCAUCGCCAUGAACAAGCCCUUCUUCUGGGAAAGCAAGUCCGAGGUCCGCACGGUAGAGGAGUUGGAUCAAAGGUACAUCCUGACACCAGAGAAAGUGAAAGAUGCCUACCUAGUGCACCUGAUCCAGAAGUUUCAAGAUGAGCACGACGACUGGUCGAUCAUGAUCUUCACCAACACCUGCAAGAAUUGCCAAAUCCUCACAAUGAUGAUGCAGAAAUUCAACUUUCCAACCAUCUCCUUGCAUUCAAUGAUGAAGCAGAAACAACGUUUCGCCAACCUCGCAAAGUUCAAGUCCAGUGUCUUUAAAAUCCUGAUUGCAACUGAUGUGGCUUCCAGAGGUCUGGAUAUUCCAACAGUCCAGGUUGUCAUCAACCACAACACGCCAGGUCUGCCCAAGAUCUACAUUCACAGAGUUGGCCGAACUGCCAGAGCAGGAAGGCAUGGUGUCUCGAUCACACUGGUGACACAGUAUGACAUCCACUURGUUCAUUCCAUCGAGGGGCAGAUCCAGGCCAAACUGAAGGAAUAUCCAGUGGAGGAGAAAGAGGUUCUGAAUAUCCUCACUCAAGUCAACGUGGCCAGACGGGAGUGUGAAAUUAAACUUGAGUCAACAGAUUUUGAUGAGAAAAAGGAGAUCAACAAGAGAAAACAGAUGAUUCUGGAGGGGAAAGAUCCAGACGUGGAGGCAAAGAGAAAGGCUGAACUGAAGAAGAUAAGGAGUGAGAAGAAGUUGUUCAAGGAGAGGAUACAGGAAACCAUUCAGAAGAAACAACAUGGGAUGCAGAAGAAACUGAUGAAGCAAAAACACAUUCAAAAGAAAAAGGCAGUCCACAUGAAGUCCACAUGAAUCAACACUGUACAUUUAUGAAUUGUGUAUUUAACAAGGCCAGUUGCCCAUUAUUGUGCAACAUGUUUUMUAAUCUGUACGUUUCCAAAUAAAUGGCAGUGCAUCAACA